Messenger RNA from Phoenix dactylifera (date palm), 2159 nucleotides. Its product is annotated as pescadillo-like protein. Gene Ontology annotation, biological process: maturation of LSU-rRNA from tricistronic rRNA transcript (SSU-rRNA, 5.8S rRNA, LSU-rRNA); ribosome biogenesis. Lineage: Eukaryota; Viridiplantae; Streptophyta; Magnoliopsida; Arecales; Arecaceae. Gene Ontology annotation, cellular component: PeBoW complex; nucleolus. Gene Ontology annotation, molecular function: RNA binding. The record is from RefSeq and is a predicted model, not a curated record.
CCAUAGCCCUUGGGUCGGUUGGUCUCUCUGGUUCGCAUACUUCGAACCAAGCAGCGGCGGCCGCACCCGAGCAGCAGCCUCUCUCUCUCUCUCCAUCGCUUCUCAUCCCCGUCAAGAUGCCGAAGCAUUACAGACCUCCUGGGAAGAAGAAGGAGGGAAAUGCUGCUAAAUACAUCACAAGAACAAAGGCAGUUCACCAUCUUCAAGUCAGUCUCCCCACCUUCAGGAAGCUAUGCAUCCUCAAGGGCAUCUUCCCGCGAGAGCCAAAGAAGAAGGUCGAAGGAAAUCACAAGACUUAUUAUCACAUGAAGGAUAUCGCGUUUCUUGCUCACGAGCCUCUGCUCGAGAAAUUCAGGGAUAUAAGGGCCCAUAAGAGAAAGGUUAAGAAGGCUUUAGCAAGGAAGAAUAGGGACCUUGCAGAUAGGCUACUGAACCGCCAGCCAACAUAUAAGCUUGAUAGGCUUAUCUUAGAGAGGUACCCAACUUUUGUUGAUGCACUUCGAGAUUUGGAUGAUUGCCUCACUAUGGUACACCUUUUCGCUGCACUGCCUGCUGUAGGGGGUGAACGUAUUCAAGUGCCACAAAUCCAUAAUUGUCGAAGGUUAAGUCAUGAAUGGCAAGCCUACAUAUCUCGAACUCAUAGCCUUCGGAAAACAUUCAUAUCCGUGAAAGGCAUAUAUUACCAGGCUGAGGUUGAGGGUCAAAAGAUCACAUGGCUAACACCACAUGCCCUACAACAAGUUUUGACAGAAGAUGUUGACUUCAAUGUUAUGCUUACCUUUUUAGAAUUCUAUGAGGCUCUUCUAGGUUUUGUAAAUUUUAAGCUUUACCAUUCAAUAAAUGUGAAAUAUCCACCUCUUCUGGACCCUCGACUAGAAGCUUUAGCAGCAGAGCUUUAUGCAUUAUGUCGUUAUGUUUCUGCUGCUCCUGAAAGACAAUUGGGGGAUUCUCGAGCCAUCAGUUCGCCUGAAAAUGAACAGUCUGAGGACAAAAAAGUAGAUGCACAAACUGAUGAAUCUGAUCUUAGAUUGGCUCAGCUUCAGCAUCAGCUUCCAGCCAAUGAACCAGGUACGUUGAUGCACCUUGUGGAGGAUGCUACUGCUGCAGAUGAUGAGGACAAUGAAACAAAGGACUGCAAAAAUCUUUUCAAAAAUUUGAAGUUUUUUUUAAGCCGCGAGGUCCCAAGGGAGUCACUGCUUUUCAUUAUUCCAGCUUUUGGAGGUAUGGUUUCUUGGGAAGGUGAUGGUUCUCCAUUUAAAGAAUCCGAUGAGGACAUCACACAUCAGAUUGUUGAUAGGCCAACGCAAGGUCAUAUGUUUCUUUCUAGAGAAUAUGUGCAACCACAAUGGGUUUUUGAUUGUGUAAACGCCAGGAUCAUAUUACCAACAGAGGCAUAUUUGGUUGGAAGGGUUCCUCCACCUCAUUUGUCACCUUUUGUUGACAAUGAGGAAGAAGGCUAUGUCCCUGAAUAUGCUGAGACAAUCAAACGCCUCCAGGCUGCAGCUAGCAAACAUGUUUUACCAAUGCCAGGUCUGGAGAGUGGAGAUUUGGAUGAUGCACAGAAUCUUUUAGCUGAAGGAAUCAUUGAUCGGGCAGAAGCUAGUGAAGCUGCUGAAAAGAAGCAGAAGUUGGCAAUUCUCGAGAAGCAGUACCAUGAUGAAUUGAACAUGGAACUUCAGGGGAUUACUUACUCUGCUUCUUUGUCAAAUAAGAAUUUGCAGAGCUCAGUUGAAGAUGUACAGGAAGAUGCUCCUGCAGAUUCAGAGCAAAUGGAAAAGGAUGCCCGUGACCUUUCCAUGGUUUCCAUGACACGUAAAAAGAGGAGGCUGUAUGAAGCAAUGCAGAUCAGCAGAGAACGGAAAAAGGCAAAUGUCAAUAUUCUCGAAGAAAGGAAGAAAAAGGCCCAUGCCAGCAAAAAAGAGUGACAGCAUCUUUGCAAUCCCUGUUGGUUAUGAAUUCAUUUAUGCAUCGUUUUUGUGCUCUAAGGGCUUCUCCCUGCAAUUUUUAUUUAUUUUUCUUGCUUAUCACAUUGCUGCCCACACAAAAUUUUGCGAAUAUGAUGUAUACUGAUGGGCUCUACGGGGAACAAAGAGAACUUCAACUUAACUAGUUGCUCUUAAUUUGACUAAUUUCGCAAUGGUAAAGUUGUUUUUCUGGUA